AUGGAGGUGCCGAGCACGAGCGGCACUCCCGCGGUUUUGCGGUACGUCUACCCUGGCGUGACGCCCAGGAACGGUAGACUCGUGACCGCGGGCGCGGCGACGCUCUUGAGCGGGUGCGAGAUUCGAGACCUGCUCGCGAACGAUGGCGUAGACGUAACGCGCUGGCAGCUGCGCUUCCAGGACAAGAGGAACGAGGGAUGGGCGAGGCUGGAGCCGGACACGAUGAUAGCGUUCGACGAUCCGGACCGGAUGCGCCUCGACGUGGCGCUCGAGCCCGUGCCCAGACCCGCGGACGCGAGGCGGCUCCAAGGCGAAGACGAGCGCGAUGGGUAUUUCGGCAUCGGAGUCGUCGGCGGGAAGAACGAGGCGAACCAAGGGACGCUGUGGCGUUCCGCUUGGACGUGCGGCGCGGCGUUCACGUUCACCGUCGCGCAGAGGUUCGCGAAGUCGUCCGCGGACACGGUCAAGGUGUGGACGUCUCUGCCCGCGUACGCGUACGAGGACUGGGGAGCGUUCGCGUCAGCGCAGCCGCACGCGUGCAGCUGGGUCGCCGUCGAGAUGGGCACGGACGCGACGCCGCUCGAGGAGUUCGAGCACCCAGACCGCGCGAUCUACGUGCUCGGGAGCGAGGACAACGGCCUGCCGUCGAGCGUCUUGCGAGCGUGCGCGCAUCGCGUCGCGCUCCCGGCGGCGGAGGGCCGGACAGCGUCGUUCAACGUCGCCGCGUGCGGGAGCGUCGUCAUGUACGACCGCGUGGCGAAACGGCGAAGAGCAGAGGGAGGGGUCGCGCGGUUGCGACAGGGCGACAGUCUCCCGGGUGGGCGCGUCGGGGUGGAUAGCGCCAAGCCGAGCCAGGUGUUAGCGAGUAGCAAGGCGUAGGACGGCGCCGCGACGGCGAGCUCAACUAGCUACAGUAGGACGCGACUUUUGAUUUGAUAAACGCUUCGCGCG
Molecule: messenger RNA, 951 nt
Organism: Micromonas pusilla CCMP1545
Lineage: Eukaryota; Viridiplantae; Chlorophyta; Mamiellophyceae; Mamiellales; Mamiellaceae
Exons: 1
Coding region: 1-879 (292 amino acids)
Biological process (GO): tRNA nucleoside ribose methylation
Cellular component (GO): cytosol
Molecular function (GO): RNA binding
Source: RefSeq, a predicted model, not a curated record